This is a messenger RNA of Rosa chinensis, 1619 nucleotides long. Its product is annotated as reticulon-like protein B17. NCBI's taxonomy places the organism in Eukaryota, Viridiplantae, Streptophyta, Magnoliopsida, Rosales, Rosaceae. The transcript has 8 exons. Bases 204 to 1502 code for a protein of 432 amino acids. The record is from RefSeq and is a predicted model, not a curated record.
UAGUUUAUUUUGUAAACUCUGCGGCUUGUAUCUUCCUGUCCCGCAAUAACCCCGCCGUUAAAAUUCAAAUACAAACCUUUUCUGGUUUCCCCAACGGCUACUUAGACAGUACCUUAAUUUCCCAAAAACCCCCCCAAGAUUUUGUCCAUCUCUGAAUCAAAAACCCACAACUGAAACGCCUUUCCUUCAUUUCAAUCAAUCUCAUGGAUUCGACAGCUUCACUGCCUCCCUAUCGUCACCAUUCUCGUUCGGAGCCACCGUCCCGAACCAAAACGGCGUCACGGCUCGCCCAAUCGGAGAAGGUCCCUCAUCUCUCUCUGGGUCUCAUUCAAUCACCUUCACCUCCGUCUCGCAAAUCUUCAGCUUCUCUCCCUCUACACGAGCUGCUGCUACUCUCGCCUUCGCCUAAUCCAAGAAGGUCCAAGACCCGUCUCGCCGAUCGGUUUGAAAUGCCCGAUGAGCCUGCUGCGGAACCGGCAGGCCCACGACGGAGGUGCAAGAGCAGCAGGGUCUCCCAGAUGGGCUCUCUGGGAUGUGCCUCGCCCAGGAACACCAGAAGGUCCAGGAGGAGAUCGGAGGUUGAGAUUCGAGAAGAUAAGGAUUUGGGUUUGGGGGAAGAGAUUGUCAAGGUCAGGAAAAGAAGGUCCAAGAAGGACAAGCUGAGCUUGGUGCCUUGUGUGCUGCCCUCCCCUACUUCAUCUACAAUGGAUGAUGACGAUGGGAGUCGUCUGGAGCGUAUUGGGCAGCUAUUGAAUGAUCUGAUCAUGUGGAGAGAUGUAGCAAGAUCGACCCUUUGGUUUGGUUUGGGCUCUCUGUUCUUCUUGUCUUCUUGCUUUGCCAAAGGAGUGAACUUUAGCGUUUUCUCGGCGAUUUCCCAACUAGGACUUCUGUUCUUGGGUGCUUCAUUUGUCUCGAAUUCAAUCUCCCAAAGAAAUGGUGUCGAAAAGAAGCGGGAUUACUUGCUUAAGGAAAAUGAUAUCCUUGGUGUGGCCAAAAUGAUACUCCCUGCAGCAAAUCUUGCAAUAUCAAGUACAAGGAAGCUUUUCUCAGGAGAGCCAUCUACGACUCUCAAGGUAGCUCCAUUCUUUCUUCUAGGAGCAGAGUAUGGACAUCAUAUAACAGUGUGGAGGCUCUCUGUCCUUGCAUUCUUUAUUAGCUUCACAAUCCCAAGGCUGUACUCAUGCUACUCCAUUCAAAUGAACCAAAGAGCUGAGUGCUUGAAAUGGUUGGUGUUGGAAGCAUGGGGAGCAUGCUCUCACAAAAAGAUUGUAGCAGCAUCAGCAGCCACAGCAUUCUGGAAUCUGUCUACGGUGAAAACCCGCAUAUUCACCGCAUUCAUAUCCCUUGUAAUUCUUCGUUACUGCCGACAACACAUGGUGCAAGUUAGGGAAGCCGAUGCAGAAGCAGAACAGGAGGAGCAGCAGCAGGCCAUAGUAGUGGCAGAAGCAGAAGGAAAACAGGAGCAGGCAUUAGUAGUGGCCAAAGUGGGCAAGCAAUCAUAAGUAGUCCAAUAGUCACUGAUCCAUUUUUAACACACUAAUGUUUUUGUCCCUGAUGCAAUGUAAGACAAUAAAUUGUCACUGAUCCAUGUCCAAUGUUCAACAUGUACAAAUAAAAAA